AUGAACGUCAGUUUUCUCUCCGGCCACUUUGCGCCCGGUCUUAACGCUAUUCGAGUAACCAAAAAGACCAACUUUCUUGAAUGUUCUGCAGCUCUGGACAAUGAAUUAAAUAAUCUCAAAUUGAAAUCCCAGGACCAUGACAAAGUGAAAUACGGUUUAGUCAUUGAUGGACAAACACUGAAUUUUGCCUUAAGUGCAAAUCAAAGAGAAAGGUUACUCGAACUCUGCGGAUAUUCUGAAGCUGUGCUAUGUUGCCGUCUGACCCCAGUUCAAAAAGCCGAAGUUGUUCGCCUGGUUAAACAAUCCCGUUCUCCAGCCCCUAUCACUUGCGCUAUUGGGGAUGGUGCUAAUGAUGUCCCAAUGUUAAUGGAAGCUCACGUUGGAAUCGGUUUAUUUGGAAAGGAAGGAAGACAAGCUGUUCAUGCUUCUGAUUACGCUUUUGGAAAAUUCAGGUUUCUCAGUCGAGCUCUUUUCUUUCACGGUUUUAACUUUUACUGGCGAUCAGCGAAUGUAGUAUUGUAUUUUUUCUAUAAGAAUCUUGUCUUCGUGCUCACUCAAGCUUACUUCAGUUUCUAUUCCCAAUUUUCUACUCAAACAGUAUUCAGUAGCAUAUAUUUACUUUGUUACAAUGUGAUUAUGACAUCUUCACCGAUCGUUGUCUACGGAAUUAUGGAAAUGCGUUAUCCCGAAACAGUUCUUUUGAGUACCCCUAUGAUUUACAAAGCAAUCUCACGAAAUGCCUUUCUUUCUUGGAAAAAUUUUGCUCUCUGGAAUACUUUCGGCUUGUGGCAUUCAAUAGUUCUCUUCUAUGGAUGUUAUAUUCUUGCUAGUGAAGGCGUUUCAAAACCCGGAGGCGCUUUAGAGACGCUAAACGGGUUCGGAAGCAUGCUUUUUAGCCUUAUUUUUAUUGUGGUCACAGUCAAGUUGCUUCUGAAUUCGUAUUCCUUCAACUUUAUGGUAUUCUUUACAAUUAUCGUAACUGUGAUAACUACCUACCUCCUAUUUACCUUUAUUAACUUUGUUGUCAUACCAACGGGUGAUGCCCAGGACUUGAAAGGAAUUUGGAGCAAUCUGUUUUGUGGAUCAAGUGCUAUGGCCAGCCUAUUUGGGCAUAUUGCUAUUCCAAUAUUAGCCAUUGUGCCCGAUGUCAUCUAUAGAUGGCUAUUGGAUAAUUAUGAUAUUGUCCAUGAUUCUGGAUGUUACUCUGGAAAAAAGAAAUCAGUCAAUCCAAAAAAUGAAUUGACAUUAAGGUCUUUGCUUUCCAAAUCCUCUUCCACAGACAACGAAGUGGAGUUCAAUACUUCGCAAACACUUUGA
This is a messenger RNA of Rodentolepis nana, 1317 nucleotides long. NCBI's taxonomy places the organism in Eukaryota, Metazoa, Platyhelminthes, Cestoda, Cyclophyllidea, Hymenolepididae. The record is from the annotation of a GenBank genome assembly.